AUGGCUUUCAACCCCAGUACAAUUGAGCUCAAGGAUGACACCCUCAUCGUUGUGCUCGGUGCCUCCGGUGAUCUCGCCAAGAAGAAGACUUUCCCUGCUCUGUUUGGCCUCUUCCGCAACAAGUUCCUCCCUAAGGAUAUUAAGAUUGUCGGAUAUGCGCGGACAAAGAUGGACCACGAGGAAUACUUGAAGCGCGUGCGCUCGUACAUCAAGGUUCCGACCAAGGAGAUCGAGGAGCAAUUAGACCAAUUCUGCAAGCUUUGCACCUACGUCUCCGGACAAUACGACCAGGACGACUCGUUCAUCAACCUCAAUAAGCACCUCGAGGAGGUCGAGAAGAACCGCCAAGGAAAGGAGCAGAACCGCGUGUUCUACAUGGCCCUGCCCCCCAGUGUUUUCAUCACUGUCUCAGAGCAAUUGAAGCGCAACUGCUACCCCAAGAACGGUCUUGCUCGGAUCAUUGUCGAGAAACCCUUCGGCAAAGACCUUCAGAGCUCGCGCGACCUCCAAAAGGCUUUGGAGCCCAACUGGAAAGAGGAGGAGAUCUUCCGUAUCGACCACUACCUGGGUAAAGAGAUGGUUAAGAACAUUCUCAUCCUCCGUUUUGGAAAUGAGUUCUUCAAUGCUACCUGGAACCGCCACCACAUCGAUAAUGUUCAGAUCACAUUCAAGGAGCCUUUCGGCACUGAGGGCCGUGGAGGCUACUUCGACGAAUUUGGCAUCAUCCGUGAUGUCAUGCAGAACCACCUUCUGCAGGUACUGACUUUGCUCGCCAUGGAGCGCCCCAUCUCCUUCUCCGCCGAGGAUAUCCGUGACGAAAAGGUCCGUGUUCUGCGCGCCAUGGAUGCUAUUGAACCCAAGAACGUCAUUAUUGGCCAAUACGGCCGCUCCCUGGAUGGCAGCAAACCCGGGUAUCUCGAGGACGACACCGUGCCUAAGGAUUCUCGAUGCCCUACCUUCUGUGCCCUUGUUGCCUACAUUAAGAACGAGCGCUGGGACGGGGUGCCCUUCAUCCUGAAGGCUGGCAAAGCCCUUAACGAACAGAAGACCGAGGUCCGCAUUCAAUUCAAGGACGUCACAUCCGGUAUCUUCAAGGAUAUUCCCCGUAACGAGCUUGUCAUCCGUGUCCAGCCCAACGAGUCCGUUUACAUCAAGAUGAACUCCAAGCUGCCCGGUCUAUCCAUGCAGACCGUGGUGACCGAGCUGGACUUGACUUAUCGCCGCCGCUUCUCCGACCUCAAAAUCCCCGAGGCGUACGAGUCUCUCAUUCUGGACGCCUUCAAGGGUGACCACUCCAACUUCGUCCGUGACGACGAGCUGGAUGCCAGCUGGCGCAUGUUCACCCCUCUUCUGCACUACCUGGAUGACAACAAGGAGAUCAUCCCCAUGGAAUACCCAUACGGCUCCCGCGGCCCUGCUGUUCUGGAUGACUUCACUGCUUCUUACGGCUACAAGUUCAGCGAUGCUGCUGGUUACCAGUGGCCCGUGACCAGCAUGGCCCCUAACCGCCUGUAA
This is a messenger RNA of Penicillium chermesinum, 1515 nucleotides long. Its product is annotated as glucose-6-phosphate dehydrogenase. Lineage: Eukaryota; Fungi; Ascomycota; Eurotiomycetes; Eurotiales; Aspergillaceae. Bases 1 to 1515 code for a protein of 504 amino acids. Gene Ontology annotation, cellular component: cytosol. Gene Ontology annotation, biological process: glucose metabolic process; pentose-phosphate shunt, oxidative branch. Gene Ontology annotation, molecular function: glucose-6-phosphate dehydrogenase activity; NADP binding. The transcript is spliced from 8 exons. The record is from RefSeq and is a predicted model, not a curated record.